Molecule: messenger RNA, 762 nt
Organism: Xenia sp. Carnegie-2017
Lineage: Eukaryota; Metazoa; Cnidaria; Anthozoa; Malacalcyonacea; Xeniidae
Product: actin-related protein 2/3 complex subunit 4
Exons: 1
Coding region: 94-600 (168 amino acids)
Biological process (GO): actin filament polymerization; Arp2/3 complex-mediated actin nucleation
Cellular component (GO): Arp2/3 protein complex; actin cytoskeleton
Molecular function (GO): actin filament binding
Source: RefSeq, a predicted model, not a curated record
GAGGUGCUUAUAUUCCGGAAAAGAAGGUGGUAGUAGAUAAGGUACUAGAGAAAUUGCAGUAAAAACUUGGACUUCCUGCUUCUUUUCUACCGCAUGGCCGCAACAUUGAAACCGUACCUUAAUGCUGUAAGGUCGACGCUUACAGCAGCAAUGUGUCUUGAAAAUUUUCACUCGCAAGUCGUUGAGAGACACAACAAACCCGAAGUCGAAGUGAGGAGUAGUAAAGAAUUGCUGUUGACACCAUUGGUCGUGAGUCGAAAUGAAAAAGAGAAAGUCUUAAUUGAGGGAUCUAUAAACUCGAUGCGCGUGAGUAUUGCGGUGAAGCAAGCUGAUGAAAUUGAGAAGAUCUUGUGCAAGAAAUUCAUGCGUUUCAUGAUGCAAAGAGCAGAGCAUUUUUUCAUCUUACGACGUAAGCCAGUUGAAGGCUACGAUAUAAGUUUUCUCAUCACCAAUUUCCAUACGGAGCAAAUGUUUAAGCACAAGUUAGUCGACUUUGUGAUACAGUUCAUGGAGGAUAUUGACAAGGAGAUAAGCGAAAUGAAACUAGCUGUUAAUUCAAGAGCAAGAAUAUGUUCAGAGGAAUUCUUGAAGAACUUCUGAAGCAAUGACAUAGCCUUCAUAAUUUUGUUGAAUUUAUAGGAUUUUGCUUGGUUUGUACUUCUAAAACCAAUUGUACUUUCUAAAUGGAUAACUGUAUCAUGACCAGACUUGUAAUAUGUGUAUGCUUAAUUAUUAAUUUCAAUAAAGUAACUAGUGAUGUAA